Oncorhynchus nerka (sockeye salmon) is the source of this 2402-nucleotide messenger RNA. RefSeq names its product glycerol kinase (gene gk). The transcript is spliced from 20 exons. Gene Ontology annotation, biological process: glycerol metabolic process; phosphorylation; triglyceride metabolic process. The record is from RefSeq and is a predicted model, not a curated record. NCBI's taxonomy places the organism in Eukaryota, Metazoa, Chordata, Actinopteri, Salmoniformes, Salmonidae. Gene Ontology annotation, cellular component: mitochondrion. Bases 224 to 1948 code for a protein of 574 amino acids. Gene Ontology annotation, molecular function: glycerol kinase activity.
AAUGGUUACUGUAGGUAAACCUUAUGUUUAGGUAAAAGGGUAGGGACGUCCCAAGGAUCCCAGAUAGCAAUGUUUGGUGCUGCUGCGUCAUCAGAAGCAGUCUCACGCAUGCGUCUCUGUGAGUUUAAGCGGUCGAAGUGUCAGCAGCUAGGUACAGGCAGCGGCAAAAGAAACCCAGCUACAGUCCAGUGCUAGCCCCGACCACCGCAAGGACACAGGGCACAUGAACAGUAGAAUGGCUGCGUCUUCGAGCAGGGUAAUGCUGGGGCCACUCGUUGCUGCCAUUGACCAGGGUACGAGCUCGACGCGGUUCCUGGUGUUCAAUGCUAAAACAGCUGAGCUCCUCAGUCACCACCAGGUUGAGAUCAACCAGAGUUUCCCCAAGGAAGGGUGGGUGGAGGAGGAUCCCAAAGAGAUCCUGCAGUCUGUGUACGAGUGUAUGGAGAGAACCUGUGAGAAACUCACCCAGCUCAAUAUUGACAUCUCCAACAUCAAAGCCAUUGGAGUGACCAAUCAGAGAGAGACCACGUUGGUUUGGGACAAAGAGACAGGCGAGCCACUCUACAAUGCUAUCGUGUGGCUGGACCUGCGGACCCAGUCGACCGUGGAGCGUCUGAUCAACAAGACACCUGGGAGAAACAAGAACCAUUUGAAGCACAAGACUGGUCUCCCAAUCAGUACGUACUUCAGUGCUGUGAAGCUUCGCUGGCUGAUGGAUAAUGUGGACGAGGUCGCGGAGGCAGUCCUGACACACAGAGCCAUGUUCGGCACCGUCGACUCCUGGCUCAUCUGGUGUCUGACAGGGGGGAAGAGUGGGGGAGUCCACUGCACAGACGUGACCAACGCCAGCAGGACCAUGCUGUUUAACAUCCACACCCUGGACUGGGACCCAGAGCUUUGCAAGUAUUUUGAUAUUCCAAUGGAGAUUCUCCCAAAAGUGAGGAGUUCCUCAGAAAUCUACGGCUUAAUGAAAAUAUGUUCUAGCCUGAAAUCGGGCUCUCUUAGUGGCAUACCCAUCUCCGGGUGUCUUGGGGACCAAUCGGCUGCUCUUGUUGGACAGAUGUGCUUUCAGGAAGGGCAGGCCAAAAACACAUAUGGAACUGGCUGCUUUCUACUCAGAAACACUGGAACCAAGCCUGUCAUGUCGGACCAUGGCCUACUAACCACGGUGGCCUACAAACUAGGUCGAGACAAACCUGCCUGCUACGCGCUAGAGGGCUCAGUGGCCAUAGCGGGGGCUGUGGUUCGCUGGCUGAAGGACAACCUGGGGAUCAUUCAGACUUCCACAGAGCUGGAGAAACUGGCGGCUUCAGUGGGCACGUCGUACGGUUGUUACUUUGUCCCGGCGUUCUCUGGUCUGUACGCUCCCUACUGGGAGCCCAGUGCACGAGGGAUAAUCUGUGGUCUGACUCAGUUCACUAACAAGAGUCACCUGGCCUUCGCUGCAUUGGAAGCUGUCUGUUUCCAGACUCGAGAGAUCCUGGAUGCGAUGAACCAGGACAGUGGCAUCCCUCUGACCCAGCUCCAGGUGGACGGGGGCAUGACCUCCAACAGACUACUGAUGCAGCUGCAAGCUGAUAUACUCUGCAUCCCCGUUGUGAAGCCCUCCAUGCCUGAGACCACUGCCCUCGGGGCGGCCAUGGCUGCGGGGGCAGCAGAGGGGGUCAGUGUCUGGAGCCUGCGUCCUGAGGACCUCAGUGAGGUCACCUCUGAGAAGUUUGAGCCACAAAUCAACCCUGAAGGUCAGGGAGCCUAUGAGAGUGAGUUUCGAUAUGCUCGCUGGAAGAAGGCCGUACAGAGAGCCAUGAACUGGGAAACCACUGAACCCAUCUCUAAUGGAAAUGGUGAAACUAGUAUCUUCAGUAGUGUCCCACUGGGCUUUUACAUUCUGGGUAGCAUGUUCAUGUUAAUUGGAGCAAAAUACAUCACAGGUCAGUGUCUGCUUUAGUGUGGAUGUGCUAACAGUGCAUGAGAGAGGAAGUGUGUGUGAAACAUGUACAUGUACUUUGUAUGAACAAAGAUAAAUGAAUCUGACUGAACAGUGUGUGUGUGUACUCUAUCAUACAGACUAGCUUUUAGUUGAUCUGAGGGAUAAAGUGGUGUUUUCAAGUGUGUUUGUGGUUAAUCUGUAUCCUUUGCUCUAACUCUUGUCUUAACAAAGUUAGACUGACUAGCUAGUUCUCCCAACCUGCUGCUACUGCAACAAUCACAUGCUUUACCUGAUCGUUUCUCCUGCAGUAACACCAUAGCACCUGCUAGCUCUUCCUUCCAAGACUUAGCGAUACUACCAGCUUGCAUCAAUUGCAUGACAUUACCCUGUAGUUUCAAUCCCUGGCAUUUAUAGCAAAACAUCCCCUCCUAUGUGGCCUGGUGGUAUUAAACUCUUUCUCUGUUUUGUUUUU